AUGGCACUCUCCAACUGUACCAGGAUUCUUUCUAUUUAAAAGAGAAUUAUAUUAUUUAACUUUUUUUAGGGAGAUACAGUAUCUUCUAUUAUCUCAAAUUCCAAUUUCCACAUUCGCUUUUUGACGAAUUAGCCAUUCUUUUCAAUACAGUUAAUUAAGCUUCGAUUUUGCAGAUAGUAAUAUUGUAUCUUGAGAAUUAAGGAUAUACCUCAUAAAGAUAUUAGAUGUACCAAAGCUGAUCAUCGAAAUCUAUAAAUAACAGGGUUUUGUAUUGAUAGUACGUCCUCAGUUUAAAGGCCUUAUUGCAAUUUAUGCUUGCCUUGCCAUGGUGAACAUCUCAACAAGUUAACUUCUUUAGAAACUUUUGAGUGUAUGGAUGCAGUAAUGAAUAUCGAGAGCAAAAAAUAUGUAAGUUAGCUUUGA
Messenger RNA from Paramecium octaurelia, 423 nucleotides. The record is from the annotation of a GenBank genome assembly. NCBI's taxonomy places the organism in Eukaryota, Ciliophora, Oligohymenophorea, Peniculida, Parameciidae.